This is a messenger RNA of Protopterus annectens (West African lungfish), 5808 nucleotides long. It is a transcript of the gene KRIT1, whose product is annotated as KRIT1 ankyrin repeat containing. The record is from RefSeq and is a predicted model, not a curated record. Gene Ontology annotation, cellular component: cytoskeleton; plasma membrane. The transcript is spliced from 15 exons. Gene Ontology annotation, molecular function: protein binding. Lineage: Eukaryota; Metazoa; Chordata; Ceratodontiformes; Protopteridae. Gene Ontology annotation, biological process: regulation of establishment of cell polarity; negative regulation of angiogenesis; cell redox homeostasis.
GCGUCUCCCACAGCUGACCUGGAAGUUGGUACCCAGUCAGUGUCUGUAACACCGGAAGGAGUAUGUGUACACUCCCACCUAGCAACAGCGAACCGAGAGAUGGAGGGAGGGGCACUGUUACUUUCUUGAGGAUGAAUUUGUGCUCGUGAUAGCCAAUUUCAGCCGAAUAUCUCAGUAUAUUAUUCUGUGCCUUUGUUAUUUGCACAUAUGGAUAUCAGACUGCAUGUGGUAGUUUACAGACUUUUCUAUCUGCCAGAUUGGAUAUGUGAGCAGAUAAAACCCAGCUGGGAAGAACUGUUUUCUUGUGUGAUGUCAUCGUAUGUUUUCAUAACUAUUGUUAGAAGUUCCGUUUGAGUGUAACUGGGAAGGCAUAGCUGGUAGUUGCUACAUUGUAGAGACUGAUGUGGCAGAAACAUGACGGAUGACUUGGAAAAUUCGGAAGACUUGUUUGUCGCUGUGAUUCGACCAAAAAAUGCUGCAAGCCUCAAUUCCAAAGAAUAUCGAGCUAAAUCAUAUGAAAUUCUUCUGCUUGAGCUUCCCAUAGAAGGACAAAAGAAAAAGAGGAAGAAAAUAUUGUUGGAAGCGAAACUGAAAAGCAAAAAUGACACAACUCAAGAAAUAAUAGAUUAUGUUAUGGAAGUUACCAAGCCCAUCUUCCCUGCUAAUCAGGGUAUCAAAGGAAAGCGAGUUGUGCUGUUGAAGAAGUUUCAACAAGAUGGAGAAAAAGCUGGAAAAGAAGCAGUACUUUACAUUGUUCCAACGGUGACCACAGACGUGCACAGUUCUGACUUGGAUGGCAUUUUGAUAUUCGUUUUUGUUGUUAUUUUUUAGGUUGAUAAAGUGGUGAUAAACCCGUAUUUUGGUCUUGGUGCUCCUGACUAUUCAAAGAUACAGAUUCCAAAGCGAGAGAAAUGGAGGCGGAGUAUGAGCAGUGUCACAGAAGACAAGGAGCGUCCAUGGGUUGAUGAUUUUCCACUUCAUCGUAGUGCAUGUGAAGGAGAUACUGAGUUACUAAGCCGCCUUCUGGAUAGUGGUUUUUCAGUCAAUCAGAUGGACAACGAUCACUGGGCACCAAUUCAUUAUGCAUGCUGGUAUGGAAAAGUAGAAGCAACCAAGACACUAUUGGAAAAAGGGAAAUGUAACCCAAAUCUUUUGAAUGGGCAGCUUAGCUCUCCUCUCCAUUUUGCAGCAGGUGGAGGACAUUAUGAAGUAGUGCAGCUUCUUCUGAACCACUCUGAGAUUGACCGUCAUAUUGUUGAUCAGCAAGGAAGAACCCCGUUAAACAUCUGUGAGGAAAACAAGCAAAAUGAGUGGGAAGAAACUGCAAAACUAUUGAGAGAAGCUUCCAAUAAACCAUACGAAAAAGUGAAAAUCUACCGUAUGGAUGGGUCAUAUCGUUCAGUGGAGCUGAAGCAUGGAAAUAAUACUACUGUACAACAGAUAAUGGAAGGAAUGAGGCUGUCACACGAGACUCAGCAGUAUUUCACUAUUUGGAUUUGCUCUGAGAAUCUUAGCCUCCAGCUAAAACCAUAUCAUAAGCCCUUGCAGCAUGUUAGAGAUUGGUCUGAGAUUGUGUCUGAGCUGACGAGUUUGGAUCCCCAGCGAGAAACCCCACAGCUUUUCCUACGGAGAGAUGUAAGGCUUCCACUGGAAAUAGAGAAGAAGAUUGAAGACCCAUUGGCCAUUCUUAUUCUGUUUGAUGAAGCUCGCUACAACCUGCUGAAAGGCCACUAUUCAGCACCAGAUUCUAAACUCAUAACUUUGGCUAGUUUGUUGCUGCAAAUUGUCUAUGGAAACUAUGAAAGUAAGAAACACAAGCAAGGCUUCCUCAAUGAAGAAAACUUAAAAUCCAUUGUACCAGUCACCAAGUUAAAAAGCAAGGCACCUCACUGGACUAGCAAAAUUCUGUACGAGUACAAGAGUUUAAGUACUAGUGAGGGAGUCAGCAAAGAAAUGCAUCAUCUACAGCGCAUGUUCCUGCAGAAUUGUUGGGAGAUCCCUACCUAUGGAGCAGCCUUUUUCACUGGGCAGAUUUUCACCAAGGGCAGUUCCAGCAGUCAUAAAGUAAUUAAAGUAUAUGUAGGUGUGAAUGUCAAGGGACUUCAUUUACUCAACAUGGAAACAAAGGCCUUGCUCAUUAGUCUAAAGUAUGGAUCUUUUAUGUGGCAGCUAGGAGAUGCGGACACAUACUUUCAAAUUCAUAGCUUGGAAAAUAAAAUGAGCUUCAUAGUGCACACCAAGCAGGCUGGUCUGAUCAUAAAGUUGUUGAUGAAAUUAAGUGGUCACCUAACUACAAAUGAAAGAAAUGUUGCAGAAAAAUAUGGAUACUGAUACUUCUCCAAACGAAGAGGCUUUAAGCAGUGAAAGAUAUUCUUUGAAGGAAUAUUUAGUGCAGCAGGGCUUUUCCUUGCAUCUCAACAAAUGUGAAUUUUUUUGCAGAUGUUGAACUAUACAUUUUGUAUUGAAAUUGUUACCAUAUGUGUUGUGCUAAAGUUUUUGUGUCCUUCUAGAUUUGUUUAAUUUUACAUAGUGCUUUGCUGAGUGAAAAGAAUGAUUAGCAUUUGGGAACAGUGAGUCACAUUAAGUAUUUGUCUGUGCAACAUUUAAGAUGAUGGUCUACUUGCUGAUAAGUCAGCUUUGGUAAACAUGCCCUAUAGGGAAAUGUUCCAAAAGUAAUAAAUAUGAACUGUGCUAGGAUGUAAACCUUUAUUACUGAAAUGAUGAAAACUUGGCUACACUUUCUUUACAGUGGGUUUCUUAUUUGUUUGUUCUUAUUCUUCCUUUUUAGCACUUUUGCUUAGGCCUGGUUUCACUCCCACCCUAGACUUAAUAUUUCAUACACUUGUAUGAUAUGAUGGAACCAGAGAAAGGCUGCCUUGCUUCCUUUUCGUGAUCCAUACAUGCAAUGCAUGUAUUCAUGCGGUAGCACUGUACAUUGUAUCUGGAAACAUUUUAUAUUGUCCAUAAUCUCUUCCAUUCUUCAGUAGCACAGUCGCACCAUUUGCAGUUGACUGGAUGUUCUAGUGAUCAUAAUACUUGCACGCAAGUACAAUAACAUUACAUAAAGCUCUCCAUUUAUUCAAAGUCAUAUCAUUUGUGGAAUAUCUUUGAAACUCUUAAAACAUAUUUACAUAUUCAGUAUGUCCAGGAUAGUCGUAUCUUUUAUUAGAAUAAUUCAUAAAGCAGUUCCAUUCUUAUUUGGGCACAGUUUUCCUUUACUGACUGUAUUGACCUUAAGAGAGAUUUAUCCCUUCCACGCUUGGUUCCGAAAGUAACCUGGCUGUAAUUUAAUUAGACCAUUCAUACUUGUAAUGCUACAAAAUACUUGCUCAUAAUAAUGGCAGAAGCAGUGAACAGCCCUCUUUUUACCUUUCAGCAUUUAUAUAUCAUGUUUAGUACCUCAUGUUCUCUUCCACAGUCAAUUGCCAUCGUACAAAGGAAGAGCAUAUAGGGUCUCCCAAUACUAAAUCAACCAUAACAGAUGUGCAUGACCAUCAUAUUGCACCAACCACCAUCAUAACCAAAAAUCUGUAGCUUGCAUGAUGGUACAUCACCCUCACUUUGCACCUGUCAAAACUGUUGCUGUAAUUUCAGGGCUCUCUUUUUCUUGGAGGAGGGAGGGAAGGUGAAACUUUUCAGUUCAGCCAGUCCUGUGCAAAAGAGGACUGUCUAUCUUUGCAUCUCUGAUUAAAUUCCUCAGUACCCAGCCCACCCCUUCCUGCCUAAGUCCUGCCUCUUUCAGAUCCUGACUGGCAACUGUCCUGCCGUACACUUGCUAGUUGGUCCAUACUUCUGGUUUUGCCUGUCAGCCACAGACAUAAAAAGGAGGGGAGAGCAGGCAGUAGUAGUCUUACGAAAUUCCCUUUGCUACAUCACUAAUUUUAUUGUUAUUAACUGGCAAGUGCCUAUACUAGUGUACAUUUACCAUAUUUUGUUUGGCAACUUUAUGGUAUGCCUCCACAUAACUUCAAGGGAAUUCCCAAGCCCUUUCAUACCCUUCUAUCAUCAAGCUCCAGUAGUCCAAAUCCUCAGUCAUAUUUUUAUCUCCAGUUGUAUGGAAGUUGCAGCCUCCAUUAUUUCUUCAUUACAAAAUACUCAGUUUACAAAUCUAUAAUAAUUUUGUCUGGCAGUGAACUCUUUACUGAAUGUUUGAUUACAUUUUUAUUAGUUACAGUUAAAGCUGAGCAACACAUGCAACAACAUCUAUUUAUAUUACUAGAGAAGGUGGGAAACUGACCUUAUAUUUUAUGUGAUUUAAAGUACUUAUCUGUUUUUGUUAAGUGCUUUGUUUUGAAGGAUUGUGUAUGCUAUUUUUUAAGAUGUAUGCAUAUGUUUCCAGUCUAAUUUAUAUUUACUGUUGCACUACAAGAAAGCAAAAUAAGUGUGUUUGUGCGUGUGUGUGUCUGUCUGUCUGUCCUGCAUUGCUACAACUAAUGCUGUUGUCCAGUUAGCUAAAAAGCACCAGCAUGAAUGUUAGCAUGACCAAGGCUGACUACUUUGUGUGGUUUAAAAUUAAUGGAAUUCUGUUAUCAUGAGCUCAAAUUCUGGGAAUUUUGUAGAUUUGCAAAACUUCUUUGUAGAAGUGAACUUACUUGCAUUUAAAUAGUUUGCCUGUAUACAAUACAGACUAAAAACAUGGCCAUUAUACAGUUAAACUGGCACUGAUUUAAGGCUAGCUUUAAGGAAAAUUUGACUAAAUUUACUGGUUUAGUUUUGACUACCAGAGUCUGUGAAAAAAUUUUGUUUUUAAUCAUUUUGUUGAAGUUCAAAUUUUUGCUAGAUUUUCUGAUUAAAUAAUAAUGGCCUUGACCAUGUCAGAAAAUGGGCAACAUACUAAAUUUGGAAAAGAGAACUUAUGAAAAGGAGCUGCAUCAGGUUAUUAAAUGCCAUUCCAUCGUAUUCAUUGCUGAGAAAAUGUAAGGUGCACUGACGUUUUAGAUUAGUUCAUCAUAUUUCUUUUUAUGUGGCACUUUGACAUAGAGUAGCCCUCUGAAAAGUGCUUUUUAAAAUGUUAACAGUAUUAUUGUGUUAAUGUUUGCCUGUGCCAUUUAAGGUAUUCUGUUAAUAAUGUUUUGUACGUACUGUUUACAUUUUCUUGUGUAAUAUAGUUUUAUGUACAGUUAAGUGUGUUAUUUAUUUAGUACCCUUUAUCUGAAAACAUUUUGUAGGGUAAAAAGUGCAUUGACAUCUGUGUACUAUAUUAAUCGUCUAAGCAGUGAAUAAAUUAUGUUAAUCUAGUUUUGUUAACCAAGUAAGAGAUAAUGCAGAGAGAUCUUAGUUAAAUCCUCAAACUGUUUUUGAGCAGUGGGACUUGCAUAUUUUAACACUGUACUGGAUAAGAGUAGUGUUUUUGUUUUAUUUCUUACUUGAAAUGUAACAUUUCCACAUCGGUUUUAAUCACAUUUUGCCUUGUUACAGCAAUACAUCACUGUUAAUGAGAGUAGUGUGGGACUUCAGAUUACAAUUGUUACAAGUGUAUGUAGAAUUAUGUGAACUGCAGUACCAAAUGAAAUAUGUUUCUUAACUUCUAAACAGAACCAUUAAGAUCUGAAAGAUAUGUAGACAAUUAAAACCCACUGUCAGACAAAAAGCAUCUGUCAGUUUUGAGUACUGACUUACACUAAUAAAGGACUGCACCAUAAUGAUAGGAAAACAGGAGAGAAAGAGAAGGAAUGGGGAACAAGAUAAUGUAGUGGAAGUAUCACAGAUUGAUGCAUAUUUUCAAGCAAUAAUCUUAAAGUAACAAAAUGUUUGCUGCAAAUUAAAAAAAAGUGCAUUUAAUAAAAUGUGUAAGUAGUAUAUACAGUA